AGUUACAUAAGGGCACUUUUAGUAUAGGAAGUCCGAAUGGCUUACACCGGGAUAGAGCUCAGAGCAGGCAGACAGCACUCAGCCAGAGAGAGGAGGUUAAAAACAGAGUAGGAGAAGGGAGAGAACACUUUGGACCUAGACAAAUAUUCUAGGAGAUAGGGAUAGUAAGAAGGGAGUAAGAUCAUAUUGUCAAAUCAGACAGACAGACAGACAGACAGACAGACAGACAGACAGACAGACAGACAGACAGACAGACAGACAGACAGACAGACAGACAGACAGACAGAGAGAGAGAGAGAGAGAGAGAGAGAGAGAAAGACCAGUUUGAGAGCAGACACCGUAAUCUACAGCAGCUAAGGUAGAGACAGAUCCCGUAUGCUCUUCUGUGCUUUUCACGUCUUCAGAAGACAAGAGAUACAGAGAAAGCUAUUUAGGAUAAACAAAAGAAAAGUGAGAGAUCUUGCAUAGAGAGAGAGAAGUUAGAAAGCUAGAGUGAUACAGAGAGAAGAACAAGCAAGUCAACGUACUGUGCAUACUGACAAAGAGGACCAACCACUCCAAGAAGAUAAGCAGAAUACCGGACUUAAACACUUUUACGUUCUUGGGCUCCCUGUGGUCUUCUCUUGGUCUCCUUGUGGUCUGCUUGCGGUUCUGCUUCCUCGUGGAGGAAUUUGAAGUCAUGGCUGGGACAGAAGAGCUGUCGUUUAGCGAGGCCAUCAUGGCAGCGGGUGACGCAUUCCACCGCUUCCCCCUGAUCAAGAUCCAAGGGGUCCCUCUCAUGUGCCACAUUGUCCACAACUGGGACUCUAUCCAGGCCUUCCGCCCCGAUCCCUCCGAUCUCCUCAUUGCCACCUACCCCAAAGCAGGAACCACGUGGACCCAGGAGAUUGUGGACCUGCUGCUUAACAACGGAGAUGCAGAGGUCGCAAGGAGAGCACCCACCGCCCUCCGAAUCCCCUUCCUGGAGAUCCACUCCCCCCCGCCCAUCCCCUCUGGCUUGAGCCUCCUUAAAAAAAUGGACCCCCCAAGGGUCAUCAAGACCCAUCUGCCUUUCAAGUUGGUGCCCGAAGGGUUCUGGAAAAACAAAUGCAAGGCUAUCUAUGUUGCGAGGAAUGCUAAGGACAACCUGGUCAGCUACUACCACUUUGACCGCAUGAAUCUAACCCAGCCUGAGCCUGGACCGUGGGACGGCUACAUCCACAAGUUCAUGAAUGGAGAACUGGCAUGGGGGUCCUGGUACGACCAUGUGAAGGGUUACUGGGAGGAACGAGAGAAGAGGAAUAUACUCUACAUUUUCUAUGAAGACAUGAAAGAGAAUCCUCAACGAGAAGUGGAGCGCAUCAUGCGCUACCUUGAUCUGUCACUCGCUGAUGAUGUCAUCAGCCGCAUUGUGGAGCUGACCUCCUUUAAGACCAUGAAGGAGAACCCGAUGGCCAACUACUCCUUUAUCCCCAAACCAGUCUUUGACCAGUCCAUCUCCCCCUUCAUGAGAAAAGGUGUAGUAGGUGAUUGGACCAAUCAUUUCUCCCCUGCCCAGGCACAACUGUUUGAUGAAGACUACGAAAGAAAAAUGAAGGAUGCUGACAUCCCUUUCCGGACUGACAUCUAGUGGGAUUUUCCUCUCUGUAUUUCCAACACAAUGCAACUGGGCAGACUUUUACCAUACGAGGUCGGAAUCACUACCAGUUGAACAUUUUCCAAUGUUGUGGGAUUUGUGAGAAGCCAAAGGAAAGUAUCAAAACACACAACACACUCCAAUAUUGCUUAGAUGUAGACCGUUUAUUUGAAUGUUUGUCCGCUUAUGCAGAUGUACUGUUGAGAGUGAACCAUUGAUUUUAUGUCUUGAAAAUCAGCCCGUUGUUAAAAAAUAGUCAAUAAAAUGUGCUUCACAAUGCA
Molecule: messenger RNA, 1896 nt
Organism: Salvelinus namaycush (lake trout)
Lineage: Eukaryota; Metazoa; Chordata; Actinopteri; Salmoniformes; Salmonidae
Gene: sult1st6
Product: sulfotransferase family 1, cytosolic sulfotransferase 6
Exons: 7
Coding region: 680-1609 (309 amino acids)
Biological process (GO): sulfation
Cellular component (GO): cytoplasm
Molecular function (GO): sulfotransferase activity
Source: RefSeq, a predicted model, not a curated record